Molecule: messenger RNA, 4573 nt
Organism: Lagenorhynchus albirostris (white-beaked dolphin)
Lineage: Eukaryota; Metazoa; Chordata; Mammalia; Artiodactyla; Delphinidae
Gene: MTFMT
Product: mitochondrial methionyl-tRNA formyltransferase
Exons: 9
Coding region: 3249-4223 (324 amino acids)
Biological process (GO): conversion of methionyl-tRNA to N-formyl-methionyl-tRNA; biosynthetic process
Cellular component (GO): mitochondrion
Molecular function (GO): methionyl-tRNA formyltransferase activity
Source: RefSeq, a predicted model, not a curated record
UAUAUUACUUUACUAAAACUGAAUGACAAAGAAUUAACUAUGCAAAGACCUGGGGCGGCAAGUGAAAAGGCACUGAAGAAAUAAUGAGCUUAAUUAGUUUGGGAAACAAAAAAAAAAGGGCAACGUAGCUGAAGCACAGUGAUAUGGGGAGGUGGCAUGGGAUAAAGUUGGAGGCUAGACAGAAACAGAACGUGCAGUAAAACAGAAUAAGGAGUAUGGAUGUAGAGGGAAGCCACUGGAGGUGACAUGAUCUGACUGAUAUUUAUCCAAGAUCACUUGGCCUGCUGGGUGGGGAAUGGUUUGUAAGGGAGCGAGAGAGGAGAUGGGAGACAUUGGGAGGCUCUUGCAUUCAUCCAGGCAAGAGACAGUGGUGGUUUGGACCAGGAUAAUGACAGCAAAGAUGGGGAGAAGUGGUCAGAUUCAGGGUACAUUUUGGAGAGAAAGGCAGCUGAUAGAUUUCGGAAGAAAGGAACUCUAACUCUCUUAAGCACAAAAGGAAUUUGAAAGGAAUUCAUUGGCUCAUAUAACUGGGAAGCGUAGAGUGGAGCUGUCCUUACAGAUAGCUGGAACCAGGAGUCUGAAGAUCCUUUGCUCUUUCUCUCUAGGUCUCUUCCUGCUUCUCUCUGGGUAUCAGGCUCAUUCCCACAGGCUGGCCAUCUCCUGGUAGCUGGACCAGACUGCAGGAAAUCCAGGCUCACACCCUUACAGCUAGAGGAGGAAGGAGUCCCUCUUCUCAACUCCGGUUUGGCAGUUCCUGGGACAGGACCCUAAUUGUGCUGGCCUGGGUCACAUACCCACGUUUUGGAUCAGUUUUUAUGGCCAAGGGGGAAGUACUAUGGAUGCUAGCUCAAAUCUCAUACCCAUCGAGUAGCCAAGAGAGAAAGGCUGUGAGCUGGAUAGCCAUGCCAGUGUGGGUCCCUAAAGUGACCCCUUGACUACAAUCCUCCCAGUCUGCACUGGGGGAGUGUCACUGGGCUCUUAAGGGGGAUUGUGUCCCCUUCAAGAGGUGCCUGCCCCAUCCAAGGUUUUCCACUCUUCUACCUGUUUCUCUUUUCUUCCUCCUCUUACUUUAGUUCUCUCUGCUAUAGCUCAUCCAAUAAGUAUCACUCCGUGUCUGCUCUGUGCCAGGAUUCUGCUACUGAUGAACAAUCACAGCCAUUGUCCCUGACUUCAUGGAGACUGCAGUCUCAUGGGAGUCACACAGGUGGUCACACCAGGGAUCACGUAAUUGAUUGCUGUGUGAUAAGGGCCAUGAAGGAAACACAGAGAUGAGAGAACAUUACCAACCCCUCCCUUCCUCAUAGCUUCAAAUAUCACUUCUGGACAAAUCAAUCCUACCUUGGACUCUCCUUUCUUGACCUCUCAAGUUCCUUGUCUCCCUCCCUGGGCAAUUAGUAGUGGAAUGGAGUAGAAAGAGCUUUGGACUUUCCCCUGCUAUUCUAAAUCUACCACCUCAUAAUCCUUCUAAUCUCAGUUUAAAUAUCAUCCUGUCAGGGAAACCUUCCAUAUCAGUUAAGACUUGUGAUUGGUUCUGGGUAACAAAGACCCAAUUUCAAUGGUUAAAAUACAUAGGGUUUAUUUUUUCAUAUAAGAAUUUCAGAGGUAGGGACUUCCCUGCUGGCCCAGUGGGUAAGACUCCACACUCCCAGUGCAGGGGGCCCAGGUACGAUCCCUUGUCAGGGAACUAGAUCCCACAUGCAUGGCGAAACUAAGAGUUCACAUGCCACAACUAAGAAGCCUGCAUGCUGCAACUAAAAAAAAGAAAAGAUCCCACAGGCCUCAAUGAAGAUCCCGCAUGCCACAACUAAGACCUGGUGCAGGCUAAAUAAAUAAAUAUAUAUUUUUUUUUUUUUAAAGAAGUUCAGAAGUAGACAGUUACUGAUGUCAAAAGCUCAAAGAAAUCAGGGCUGAUUUCUGAGAAUUCCCUCAUGGUCCCAAGAAGGCUAAUGCAGCCCCUGCCAUGAUGUCCAAGUUCCAAGCAGACAAAAAGGAAAAAGGGAAGAAGGACAAAAAGAUGUGGCUAUUAAGUAUAAUGGACAAAUAACCUGCCAGAGAGUAAAUUCAGACAACACGGAGAACUACAGAGAAGGACGGCAUUCCCAUAGAACAGUAGCGGGGCAGCCAGUGGGCUAACCAGGAAACUUUAUUGUCAGGGGAUUGCCACAGGUCAUGCCCAGCAGGAUUUGAUAACCGUCAUGGACCAUUGAUGGCUACGCAGACUGUAACAGAGCCUGCUAAUUGUCCCCUAGAAUACAUUCUUCCCUUCCUCCUUUUUAUAAAAGAACCCUCUGAAUUUGAGCGUCAUAUGGCCACCCAGCUAGAGACUGUAUUUCCCAGAUCGCUUGCGGUUUUGGGUGGUCCUUUGACUAAGUUUUGGACAAGAGAUGAGAGUAGUAUACUACUUCUGAAUUACUCUCUCUCACCUUUUUUUUUUUUUUUGCAAUUAUGUAUACUUUUAAAUUGAAGUGUAACCUACAUGCAGAAAAGUAAACAAAUAUUAAGAUCUGGCUUCGUGGAUUUUUACAUGUGAACACACCCAUGUGUGGGAACAUACACCCUCUAGAUCAAGAAAUAGAACAUUGCGAGAACACAGAAGUCUUCUUGUGUCCACUUCUGGUUACUACCCCCCACAAAGACAACCACUAUCCGGACUUUUAAUACCAUAGGUUAGUUUGCCUGUUUUUAUAUUUUGUGUAAAUGGAAUCAAUCGAUAUGUAAUCUUUUGUGUCUGCCUUCUUUGCUCAACAUUAUAUUGUGGUAUUCACCCAUGUUGUGUGUAGUUGUGGCUCAUUCAUUCUUGUUUUCAGAAUAUCCCAUUGUGUGAUUAUGCCACACUAUUUUUAUCUAUGGAUCCUAUUUUUCUAAGAGAAAUUUCAACCCAUCCCUUCUUUCCUCUGUCUGGAACAUGAGUAUAAUGGUAGAAAGAACAUCUAAAGGCAAGAGUCAUUAAAUUACAACGUAUGGGCCAAAUCUAACCUGCAGCCUGUUUUUGUAAAUACAGUUUUAUUGGAACACGGCGGUGCUCAUUUGCUUAUGUAAUGUUUAUGGCUGCUUUUGCAUUACAUUAGAAGAAAUGGGCAGUUGUAGCAAUGAUUGUAUUGUCUGCAAAGCCUAAAAUACUUACUAUGUGGCCCUUUACAGGAAAAUUCUGCGGACCCAGACAACAAGUUAGAAGGGCCUGGUUCCCUGGAUGACCUCAUGGAGCACAGAAGCCUACCUGCCCUGGAGCUGUCCACCUCUGGAGUGUUAUGUGUGAGAGAGGUAAACUUCGGGAAAACAAAGGGGAAGAGUUAAUUGAAAACUUGGAGGUGGUCACAGUUCCCUCCCCAUCACCAAAAAGACUGCCGGUGAAGCAAUAUGCUAUCCAAUCUCAGCUUCCAGUGUAUGAGUGGCCAGAUGUGGGAUCUGGAGAAUAUGAUGUUGGAGUGGUAGCUUCAUUUGGCCGGCUUUUGAGUGAGGCUCUUAUUCUUAAAUUUCCCUAUGGCAUCUUGAAUGUCCAUCCCAGUUGCCUCCCGAGGUGGCGUGGUCCAGCCCCUAUAAUCCAUACGGUCUUGCACGGAGACACGGUUGCUGGAGUAACGAUUAUGCAAAUUAGACCUAAAAGGUUUGAUGUAGGCCCAAUUCUCAAACAGGAAACGGUUCCUGUACCACCCAAGAGCACCACAAAGGAUUUGGAAGCAGUGCUGUCAAGACUGGGUGCCAACAUGCUUAUUUCAGUUUUGAAAACUUUGCCUGAAAGUUUGAACAAUGGAAGGCAGCAGCCAGCCGAGGGGGUGACACAUGCCCCUAAGAUUUCUGCUGCUACCAGCUGUAUAAAAUGGGAGGAACAAACUUCAGAGCAAAUAUUCAGACUUCAUCGUGCCAUUGGAAAUAUAAUUCCGUUGCAGACACUCUGGAUGAAAAGUACCAUUAAACUCCUGGAUGUGGUAGAAGUUAAUAGUUCAGUCCUCACUGAUCCAAAAUUAACAGGACAGGCUGUUAUUCCAGGAUCAGUAAUAUACCACAGACAGUCACAAAUACUGCUGGUUUGUUGCAAGGGUGGCUGGAUUGGUGUUCGAUCAGUGAUGCUCAAGAAAACACUAACAGCUACUGAUUUCUACAAUGGAUAUUUACAUCCCUGGUACCAAAAAAAUUCCCUGGCUCAACCAAGCCAGUGCAGAUUUCAGACUCUCAGACUUCCACUGAAGAAGAAGCAGGAAAAAAAAAUUGUUGCUAUGCAAUAGUGCACCAAGUAGGAAGAAGAUGGACAAGUACCUACUACAUAUUUGUAAUUUGUUAAAAGCCUUAUUUACAAGGAAUUACCUUGACUUUCAGAGAAGAUGACACUGUUGGAAGGAAAGGUUAUUGUCAAAAAGAUGAAUUACCUCACUUUCCACUUUUCAUUUAACAGUAGUUGAAAACAGCUUUUUCUAUUUCAAUAACAAAAGAAACUUUAAAUUAAAUUUUUAUUUAUAAUAUCAGAUUCAUGGAGAUUGAUUGUAUCUUUCCCUAAGAGCAAGUACAACUAACUGUUAUGUGUAUAUACUGAAGAGAGGUUCUUUUAAAAAGUGCAUCUAUUAAAUUUUAAAAAUCA